Messenger RNA from Hemibagrus wyckioides, 1162 nucleotides. RefSeq names its product spindle and kinetochore associated complex subunit 2 (gene ska2). Gene Ontology annotation, cellular component: outer kinetochore; spindle microtubule. Lineage: Eukaryota; Metazoa; Chordata; Actinopteri; Siluriformes; Bagridae. Gene Ontology annotation, molecular function: microtubule binding. The transcript is spliced from 7 exons. Bases 98 to 781 code for a protein of 227 amino acids. The record is from RefSeq and is a predicted model, not a curated record. Gene Ontology annotation, biological process: chromosome segregation; cell division; mitotic cell cycle.
GUCACUAUCCGCGGCGGCGCAGCCAAUAGGAAAACGCGUUAUACUAGCUGCUCGCGCCGUAUUUCCGGGGCUGCUUCAGGAAUGUAAACUAUUCAACAUGGAGACAGCAGUUGAUAAGCUGGAGGCAAUGUUCCAGAAGGCCGAGGCGGACAUCGAGUAUGUGGAGAAGCGUCUGAAGUUCGAUUUCAUGACGAGUGCUCGGGAGAACGGCACCGCUGAGGGGAAUCCUGUUCAGCUGCUGGAGAGUCUGGCAGCCAUUAAGACCCGUCACGCCGCUCUGUGUACACAGAUGGAGGAGAUCGCUGCCGAGCAGAAACGCUCAAUGGAUUCGAUCAGAUCUCAUCUGAACACCACGGUGAAGCUGGUGGAGGAGCUGCAGAACACAACAGACACGCAGGUUCCUCCACUUACACAGGAAGAACAGGAAGCAAGAGAUUCCCUCUGUUCCUCAGUCACAGCUCUGUCUAUACAGGUGCCGUCUGAAGCACACACACUGCAGGAGUCUAACUCACAGGAAAAGUGCAGAGACGACGUAAAAGACGUGGAGUUCGAAGCUGUUCCACUGAGCGUACGAGGAAACCUCAAACUCUGUGACCUCAACGCCCUGUACACACAACUGACUGAACACUUCUCCUCAGAGAAGAACAGAGCACCUCUGAGCUUGCAGAAGAUGAGGAAAUCUAACAUGAGAGUGAGCGAGGCUGCAAUCAAAACUCUGCAGCACCUUGGGCUCAUCAAGCUGGAUAAGAAAGGCUCUGUUUCUCUCUCCUCCGCACACUGAGAAUAAAAUCAACAGACUGAACAGAUGCUCCACACUCCGAAAUAAAUGAGUUUUGUCUCCUAUACCUGUCCAACACUUGAGCAUGUAGACAGCAGUGUUGAAUACACGCAGUUUUAGACUCAGCGCUCUCUUCUAAAUGAUAUUUCUCACUUCAUACUCUCGGUUUUACUCAACCUAAAUGUGACGUUCAUAUUAGCUGUGUUGUAACUUUUCGGAUAUAACACAUCGCUUAUAACAUUUCAGAUGCACAGGAUUUCUAACAGGAGCAUACUGAGAGACAGAGCAAGCAAGCCCAUAAUUCUGUUCACCAUCACUAUUUGUCCUGGGUCAGAAUAUGGUAAAGCUGAAAGUUGCACUAUUUUUAUACACAAAUAGCAUGAA